UCCAGCACCACCAUCAUCGUUUCCUUCUCAUUGCAGACUUGCUUUCCGUAAACACUGACAGUGGAGGUUUUAUGUCAGACAAACUCAUGACUUGUGUUAUAAUAACUGGAUUUGGAGUCGUCUUAUAGUUAAGUGACAUUCAUUCUGCUCUUUUGACUGAAUCAGGUGGGUUUACAUUAAUGCUUCGAUGGUGAAGUUUGACUGGUCAUGAUGUUUUCACUCAUUACUGGGGCAGAGAGACCAUGUGGGAGUCACAUGCACGCAGAAGAUGAGCAGUAAACAGAUGACAGGAGCACAGGCCUCACUAUGAACAGCACCACACAGCCUCCUCACACUAUCAACGGAGAUGUGGCCGUCAGCUACGUGCUGGUCCCCUUCUUCCUCAUCACUGUGAUUGGGAUUGUCACAGCAGUGGUGAUGUACAUAAGGAGGAAACAGAGGAUUGAUAGACUGCGGCAUCAGCUGCUUCCAGUCUACACUUAUGACCCAACUGAAGAGCUGAACGAGGCAGAACAGGAAAUUCUUUGGAAAGAGGAAGACACAAAGGUGGUCCAGGGUUGGAUGAGGACCUAUCAACAGCGCAGACCCUUGCUUUCAAGGGAUCCUGAUGCAUGAAAAUAAAGAUUCACAAGAUGGACAAUUUUGAGCAAUAAGCUACUGAUUUUUCCCUGGCAGUUUGAAGCGAUGAGCCUAGAAGAGCUUUAGUGAAAUGAGAAAUGACUCAAGCAUUGGGAUCAUACUUGUUCAUCUCAGGUCUCCUCUUGCAAAUAUACUCCAUUUAAAGUGCAGCGUUGCUGUCUGAAUAGUAAGACUCAAGAAGGAUGUUAAUUUGCCACUGUUACAAUUUAUUUAUUUAUUUUAGUUUUAUGUAUUUUACUGAGGUUCUGUGUUAUUAAAUCCUUGUGAGAGCUGUUCAUUUUACUGAAGUAUGCAUGAAUGUGAUUGCUCACUGUGAGUAAACCAAGACCAAACAAGGUCAUCGUGCUAAACCAUCACAACACACAAGAAACUGUUUUUUAUUCUCCAAGAAAACUAGUUUGUCAAGAGAAUCGCCCUGUUCAAAGCAUGUUGCCGCCAUUUGUUUCAUUAUGCUGGACACACUCAUGCUCUGGCCAAUUCAUGAGAACACCUGCGUUAGAUUUGAACUAACCAGAAUGUGAGAGUGCUAAAUUAAAUAUUUAAAGACAGACCCCGAAAUAAACAUUGUCAUCAUUUACUCACUUUCAUGUUGUUCUAAACCUGUAUCUAUUUCUUUCUACUGUGGACUACAAGAGAAGAUGUUGCAGUCCAAACAACAUUGGACCCCAAUAAAUUUCAUUGUAUGGACAAAAAAUAAAUAAAUAAUGGAACUUUUUUUUUUUUUUUUUUUUUCAAAAUUUGUUUAGUGUGUCAUAAUUCUGUAAAACCACUCUUGUAACAUGGACAAAAGCAGUGAAGACAUUUUCAAAAUGGGUUAAUUCCAUCCACUUCCCUCUAGCAGUUGGUGGUUGAGAAAGGAAAUUUUUGAGUUUUUGCAAAUACACAAGAGUAAUUGCUAUUGCUAAUCAGAAGCAGAACCAAAAGACAUUCUCAUUCUAGAGAGCAUAUUUAUUGGACAACAAAUGUGAAUAUACCCGUGAGUGCAAGAUGAGUCAUCAAUAUUUUUUGCCCGUUUUGCUGGAAAAAUGUACACAUAUUGCAUAACUUAGCAAAAAUAUAUUUGCUGAAAUAUAUUUGCUGCUUGUUUAUUUAGUCAACUUUUGGAAAUACACUUGUAUAGAGAUGACCUCAAAGCUAAAAGACAUGUAAUCACAAA
Messenger RNA from Megalobrama amblycephala (Wuchang bream), 1795 nucleotides. RefSeq names its product small integral membrane protein 29 (gene smim29). The record is from RefSeq and is a predicted model, not a curated record. NCBI's taxonomy places the organism in Eukaryota, Metazoa, Chordata, Actinopteri, Cypriniformes, Xenocyprididae. The transcript has 6 exons. Bases 307 to 615 code for a protein of 102 amino acids.